Messenger RNA from Ambispora gerdemannii, 321 nucleotides. The record is from the annotation of a GenBank genome assembly. Lineage: Eukaryota; Fungi; Glomeromycota; Glomeromycetes; Archaeosporales; Ambisporaceae.
AUGGAUUUACAGUCUGAGCACGAAAAGUACUUAUGUCAAUACUUUGAUAAUCAACCAAUUUUUGUGUUAAAUUAUCCUCGUGACUUAAAGGCCUUUUAUAUGAAAAAUAACGGAGAUGAAGAAACAGUCGCCUGCUUUGAUUUACUAUUUCCCGAAAUAGGAGAACUAAUUGGCGGCAGUGUGCGGGAAGAUGAUUAUCAGACUCUUCAAAAAAAGGCCAAAAAAAUAGGACUUGAAAGAUUAAUAAUGUUGAUUAGCGGUACCGAAAAUAUUCGGGAUACGAUUGCUUUUCCUCGGUUUCCCGGAAAAUUAGAAUUUUAG